Molecule: messenger RNA, 449 nt
Organism: Trichosurus vulpecula (common brushtail)
Lineage: Eukaryota; Metazoa; Chordata; Mammalia; Diprotodontia; Phalangeridae
Product: C-C motif chemokine 3-like
Exons: 4
Coding region: 57-449 (130 amino acids)
Biological process (GO): chemokine-mediated signaling pathway; cellular response to type II interferon; lymphocyte chemotaxis
Cellular component (GO): extracellular region
Molecular function (GO): CCR chemokine receptor binding; chemokine activity
Source: RefSeq, a predicted model, not a curated record
CAUCCUGCUCCUUCUCAGCCAUUACUGCCUAUAAAGAGGGUAGUCCAAGCCUAGGCAUGAGCUGUCAAAACAAGAGCCCUGGGAGCUCUGGGAAUGCUCCUGAAAGUGCUCUCCUCCCACCUCCGAGGACCAUGGUCUCUUUGGCUUUCCUCUCCAUCCUCAUCAUUUCAAUAACUGGUUUCAGCUUUGAAACUAAAGAGUUUGCUAGAUAUGACAUUCCAAAUGCCUGCUGCCACUUUUAUGCCCACCGCCGGAUCCCAUACAGCCUCGUGGUAGACUUCUAUGAGACCAGCAGCCUUUGCCACAAGCCAGGCAUCAUCUUCCUCACCCAUAAAGGUCACGAGCUCUAUCACUACACAUAUAACACCCCAAAUGCCUACUGCUUCUCCUGGGCCCACUACAAGAUCCCCAACAUGGUGAAUUUUUAUGAGACCAGCAGCCUGUGCUGA